CAACAACACAUAACAAUAAUAAUCAACAAUGUCUGGUGGUAAAUCUGGUGGAAAGUCUGCUUCUGGCUCCAAGUCUCAAACUCGUUCUUCCAAGGCUGGUCUUCAGUUCCCCGUUGGUCGUAUCCACCGUCUUUUGCGUCGUGGUAACUAUGCCCAACGUGUGGGUGCUGGUGCUCCUGUCUACUUGGCUGCCGUCCUCGAAUAUCUCGCUGCUGAAAUUCUCGAAUUAGCUGGUAAUGCUGCUCGUGAUAACAAGAAGUCUCGUAUCAUCCCCCGUCACUUGCAAUUAGCCAUCCGUAACGAUGAAGAAUUAAACAAACUUCUCGGUCAUGUUACCAUUGCUCAAGGUGGUGUCCUUCCCAACAUUCACGCUUCCUUGUUGCCUACCAAGACCAAGAAGGCCGGUGCUUCUCAAGAACUUUAAAUCUAGAACGACGAAUAACCCAGAAAACAAACACAUCUGUUACCAUUUGCACGCACGCUAAUUCUAUACAACCAACAUCAACCACAGCCAAAUAACUUAUAUAUUCCUAUAUAUUUCACACCUUACUUCAUCCUAUGUUAAUUUGGAUAUGAUUACCCCUUUUUCCGUUUUUAAGAGUAAAAACUCUCUAUUUUAUUGAUUUCCUUUGUACAUAUUCUCUACUUGUUUUUUUUUUCCUAAUACUGGUCAUAAUAUAAUAAACCGUUUUGAUAGUCAUUUGCAAUAUGUUUAUUAUAUCGAAAAAACAAAAACAAACGAGAUAUAUUAUUGCUAUUCAUCAUUCAUAGUAGUAGUAGUAGUAGUAGUAGUAGUAGUAGUAGCGGUGGUGGUAAUAGUAGGAUUGGGUAUAUGAAUUACAUUUUUCUCCAAAUUGAACCUGAC
Messenger RNA from Mycotypha africana, 865 nucleotides. RefSeq names its product histone H2A. Gene Ontology annotation, cellular component: nucleosome. Gene Ontology annotation, molecular function: DNA binding; structural constituent of chromatin; protein heterodimerization activity. The record is from RefSeq and is a predicted model, not a curated record. The transcript has a single exon. Bases 29 to 424 code for a protein of 131 amino acids. Lineage: Eukaryota; Fungi; Mucoromycota; Mucoromycetes; Mucorales; Mycotyphaceae.